Messenger RNA from Tribolium castaneum (red flour beetle), 2101 nucleotides. Its product is annotated as kelch-like protein 10. Gene Ontology annotation, molecular function: protein binding. The record is from RefSeq and is a predicted model, not a curated record. The transcript is spliced from 4 exons. NCBI's taxonomy places the organism in Eukaryota, Metazoa, Arthropoda, Insecta, Coleoptera, Tenebrionidae. The coding region runs from base 105 to 2000 and encodes 631 amino acids.
UAAUAAAGUGGCUUUGAAAUAAAUUGAAGUGUCCACUAAAUGUCACAUUAAUCAAUUUCUAAAAUAUACACACACUUCCCAAGCCAGUGAACCAUCACAUUCAAAUGGAUUUUACGAUGCAGCUUCGACGCGUCCCCUCAAAAACAAAAAUAAAGUUGACAAAUUCGAAAAAAUCAUGCAAGAAGCGAAAACAACAGAAUUGCAGAAAGAACGACAAGUGUGUGUGUAUGCCGAUGCAGCUUAGCACCUUCGAAUUUCCCCGAAUUUGGAAAGAAUUGCGUCUCAAAAACCAACUUUGCGACGGGAUCGUCCGUUGUGCCGACGGCACCGAGUUCAAAAUCCACCGAGCCAUCCUCUCGGCAGCCAGUCCCUACUUCCGAGCCCUCUUCACCAACUCGAUCAAUCGGGGCCAGCCCGAGACCUACGAGGCCAAUGUGAGCAUUCCGGGCAAAAUCUUUGCCCUGCUGCUCGAUUUCGCCUACACGGGGACGUGCUCGAUCAACUCCUCGAACGUGGAGAAUUUGCUCAAGUUCGCCGACCGGUACGAGAUCCUCGGAGUUGUGCAAAUGUGCUGCAGGUAUUUGCUGGAUGAACUAAGUCCGACGAAUUGCUUGGGAAUUUUGCAUUUUGCCAAUCAGUAUUUUUGCAGCGAUUUGGUGAAGCGAGGGCAAAGAUACGUCAAGCACAACUUUGCCAAGGUUUUGGGCGAAAGUAGCGAAUUUGUCCAUUUGGACAAAAACGAACUAAAGGAAAUUAUAAGUGACGAUGAAUUGAAUAUCAAACACGAAGAAAUCGUAUUUGAUGCCAUUAUGAAAUGGAUCAAUUUUUGCCCAAACAGUCGCAAGAUUCAUUUUUUUGAGCUGCUGAGAUGUGUCAGAUUUGGGAACAUGUUAAGGGAGAAUAUUUUGAUAAUAUCCAAUCACCAGUUUGUCGAAGAAAAGUCUGAAUGUAAGGAAUACAUGGAGAAAGUUGUGGCUCAGACUGAACUUGCUGCCUAUCCCGGAAAAAUUGACGUUAACAAUAUUUUAUUUCGGCCAAGGAUUUCCUACGAUGUGCUUUUUGCAAUCGGGGGUUGGAGUGCUGGAAGUCCGACGAAUUUUGUCGAAACUUACGAUAUCCGAGCUGAUCGUUGGCUGCUUUCUUCUGACACUGAUUCCUUUCCGAGAGCUUACCAUGGGUUGUGUACUUUGAAUGGGAUUAUUUAUGUGAUUGGAGGCUUUGAUGGUAACCAGUAUUUUAACACAGUUCGGCGUUUUGAUCCAGUGAACCACACCUGGAGUGAGUGUGCUUGUAUGUACCACCAUCGUUGUUAUGUGAGUGUUGUAAUGGCCGAUAAUAAGAUAUAUGCCAUGGGAGGGUACAAUGGUAGAAGCAGAAUGAAUACGGCCGAGAAAUAUGAUCCUAGCAAAAACCAAUGGGAGAUGAUUCCUCCAAUGCAGAAGCAACGGUCUGAUGCCAGUGCUGCCACGCUUAACGAAAAAAUUUACAUAGUUGGGGGCUUUAAUGGCCAGGAAGUGAUGCGAUCCGCCGAAGUCUUCGAUAUCAAAACCAACCAAUGGUCUUACAUCCCCCAAAUGAUAUCGGCGCGUUCCGGCGUCUCUUUGGUGGUUUACGACAACACCCUGUAUGCACUGGGGGGUUUCAACGGCUACGUGAGACUCACAAGUGGCGAGAAAUACGUCCCUGGCGAGUCUCCCUGGUGGACGGAAAUCUCCGAAAUGAUGACACCUCGCAGUAAUUUUGCCACAGUUAUCCUGGAUGACUACAUCUACGUCAUCGGAGGGUUCAACGACAACUUCGUGUCAGGUUCGUCGACUAUCAACUUCGUGGAGUAUUACGAUCCGGAAGCGGAUGACUGGUAUGAUGCCUCACCGAUGAAUUUGAACAGAUCGGCUUUGAGUGCUUGCGUCAUUAGUGGAUUGCCGAAUACCGAAGAUUAUUCGAUACUGGGGCGGAGUCAACAGGAAUGGGGACAAGGAGCUGAGAUUGGCUCAAAUUAAUGUGUUCGAAGAGUGAAAAUGUGUGGUUCUUGCCUUUUUUAUUUAUACUUGUUUAUUUUUUAAAUUUGCCAGUUUUAUACAAUAAAAUAUUACAUUUUGAA